AUGAAUAUUCUAAGGCCUCGAGUAGGUCUGAUGAUGCAAAGAAGUGCAUUAUCUUCAAAAUUCACUCAAAAUUUAAGAAAUUCAUCCAUAUUAAAGAAUCAAUUCAUUCAAAGAUCAAUAGGACAAAAUGUUCGUUUAUUUUCAAAUCAAUCACCUUUAUUAUUCAAGAGUACUAGAUAUCAAUUAAAUGGUAAAGAUGGUAAAGAAAAUAGAGAUGAUAAGAACAAGAACAAAAAAGAUGGGAAAGAUUAUCAAACCGUUGGUGAAUAUAUUAAAUCAAAAGAAUUUCAAAGAAGUUUAUAUUUAACUUUAGGUUUCACAUUAUUAUUUUAUAUUAUAACACCAGGUGAUAGAAGUGGUUCUAAUGUCUUAACAUUCCAAGAAUUCAAAUCUAAAUAUUUAGAAAAAGGUCUUGUGGAAAAAAUUUAUGUUAUUAAUAAAUCAUUAGUCGAAGCUGAUUUAAGACCUGAAUCUGGUGUCAAUUCAUUUGGUGGUAAACCAAAUGUUGCCUUUACAAUUGGUUCAGUUGAUGUUUUCGAAGAACAAUUGGAUGAAAUUCAAGAUCGUUUAAAAAUUACACCAAAUGAAAGAAUUCCUGUUGCUUAUAUUGAAAAAGCUUCAAUUUUCAAUUAUAUCUUACCAUUCUUACCAACUUUCCUAUUAUUAGGUGGUUUAUACUAUUUAACUAAAAGAGCAAGUCCAGGUGGUUCUGGAGGUGCCGGUGGUGGUAUGGGUGGUAUUUUUAACGUUGGUAAAAGUAAAGCAAAAUUAUUUAAUCAAGAAACUGAUAUAAAGACAAAAUUUAAAGAUGUUGCAGGUUGUGAUGAAGCCAAAGAGGAAAUUAUGGAAUUUGUUGAAUUUUUGAAAAAUCCACAAAAAUAUGAAAAAUUAGGUGCAAAAAUUCCAAGAGGUGCAAUUUUAUCAGGUCCUCCAGGUACAGGUAAAACACUUUUAGCAAAAGCUACAGCAGGUGAAGCUGGUGUUCCAUUUUUAUCAGUUUCAGGUUCAGAAUUUGUUGAAAUGUUUGUUGGUGUUGGUGCUUCAAGAGUUCGUGAUUUAUUUAAAAAUGCACGUAAAAUGGCACCAGCAAUUAUUUUUGUUGAUGAAAUUGAUGCAAUUGGUAAAGAAAGAGGUAAAGGUGGUAGUAUGGGUGGUAAUGAUGAAAGAGAAGCUACUUUAAAUCAAUUAUUAGUUGAAAUGGAUGGGUUUGAAACUUCAGAUCAUGUUGUUGUCUUAGCUGGUACUAAUAGACCAGAUGUUUUAGAUCCAGCUUUAUUAAGACCUGGUAGAUUUGAUAGACAUGUUUCAAUUGAUAGACCAGAUAUUGAAGGUAGAAAAUCAAUUUAUAGAGUUCAUUUGAAAAAAUUAACUUUAAAAAUCAAUAAAGAUGGAUUUAUUGAAGAAGAAAAUGAUUUCUUAAGUGGUAGAUUAGCUGCUUUAACUCCAGGAUUUUCAGGUGCUGAUAUUGCUAAUGCAUGUAAUGAAGCUGCUUUAAUUGCAGCUAGAUAUGGUGAUCAAUUUGUUGAAUUGAAACAUUUUGAACAAGCUAUUGAGAGAGUUAUUGCAGGUUUAGAAAAAAAAUCAAGAGUUUUAUCAAAAGAAGAGAAAACAGUUGUUGCAUAUCAUGAAGCUGGUCAUGCAAUUUGUGGUUGGUAUUUAGAAUUUGCAGAUCCAUUAUUAAAAGUUUCAAUUAUUCCAAGAGGUCAAGGUGCUUUAGGUUAUGCCCAAUAUUUACCACCAGAUCAAUAUUUAUUAUCAACUGAUCAAUUUAAUGAUCGUAUGACUAUGGCAUUAGGUGGUCGUGUUUCCGAAGAAUUACAUUUUAAAUCUGUUACAUCAGGUGCACAUGAUGAUUUUAAAAAAGUUACAAAUAUUGCAGAAAGUAUGGUUAAAAAAUUAGGUAUGUCACCAAAAAUUGGAUAUUUAGCAUUUAAUCAAGAUGAAGAAGGUGGUUUCCAAGUUCAAAAACCAUUUAGUGAAAAAACUUCACAAAUUAUUGAUUUAGAAGUUAAAAGAAUUGUGGAAGAAUGUCAUAAAAGAUGUAAAGAUUUAUUAAUUGAAAAAUCUGUUGAAGUGGAAAAAGUUGCUAAUUUAUUAUUAGAAAAAGAAGUUUUAACAAGAGAUGAUAUGAUUAGAUUAUUAGGUCCAAGAGCAUAUAAAGAAAAUGCAGAUUUUGAAAAAUAUUUAGGUGGUGAAAAAAGUGCACCACCUCCACCACCAGAAGAAACUGGUCCAACACCAGCAUAA
Molecule: messenger RNA, 2247 nt
Organism: Hansenula ciferrii
Lineage: Eukaryota; Fungi; Ascomycota; Saccharomycetes; Phaffomycetales; Wickerhamomycetaceae
Gene: AFG3
Product: AAA family ATPase AFG3
Exons: 1
Coding region: 1-2247 (748 amino acids)
Biological process (GO): mitochondrial protein processing; protein-containing complex assembly
Cellular component (GO): m-AAA complex; membrane
Molecular function (GO): ATP binding; ATP hydrolysis activity; metalloendopeptidase activity
Source: RefSeq, a predicted model, not a curated record